AUGACCCCGGAUCUUGAGCCCUUUGCGCGCGCCAUAUCGCGCGUGCUGGGCUGGGCCUAUGUCCUUGCCUGGAGCUUAUCUUUCUACCCGCAACCUAUAUCGAAUUACUUUCGCAAAUCCACCCUCGGUCUCGCAAUUGAUUUUCCUACCCUGAAUGUGCUAGGCUUCGCAUGCUAUACAGUUUCUACCGCUUCCUUCCUCUAUUCGCCUACAAUAAAAUCACAAUACGCAUACCGCCACCUGAAUGCGCCUGAGACGACAGUGCGCUUCAAUGACUUUCUCUUUGCGGCACAUGGCGCAGUCAUGUGUGUGAUUAUAUACAGUCAGUUUUUCGAACGCAUAUGGGGGUUCGACGUGGGGAAGAGUCAGAGAGUCAGCCGGCCUGUGCUGUUCAUCUGGUGGGCAUGUGUGUUUGCUAUUGUGUUUGUGAUGCUGCUUGUGUUGAGGGACGGAUCUGUCGAUGACUUUGACGUCUACAGUUGGGCCUGGAUUGAUGUUAUUAAUACCCUCGGCUACGUCAAACUCCUGACUGUAUUAGUCAAGUAUAUACCCCAAGCCUGGGUCAACUAUAAGCACAAGUCUACGGCUGGCUGGAGUAUCUACCCCAUGCUCCUCGAUUUCGCUGGAGGCUGGCUAUCCCUAGCACAGCUGUGUAUUGAUUCUGCGUUGGAGAAUGAUUGGGGUGGAGUAACGGGCAAUCCUGUCAAGUUCGGUCUUGGAAACAUUACAAUCGUGUUUGAUAUCAUCUUUAUGAUCCAGCAUUACGUGCUAUAUCGGCACGUUGAGAAGAACAAGGAGGAGGAUGAAGAAGAGCGACAGAGACUUGUAGGCAAUGAGCUGGAGUAACGACUUAGAAACAAAUAUUCCAACGUAUACAUUUUCGUCUUACA
Messenger RNA from Pyrenophora tritici-repentis Pt-1C-BFP, 890 nucleotides. RefSeq lists its product as uncharacterized. NCBI's taxonomy places the organism in Eukaryota, Fungi, Ascomycota, Dothideomycetes, Pleosporales, Pleosporaceae. Gene Ontology annotation, molecular function: L-cystine transmembrane transporter activity. The record is from RefSeq and is a predicted model, not a curated record. Gene Ontology annotation, cellular component: vacuolar membrane; fungal-type vacuole. Gene Ontology annotation, biological process: L-cystine transport.